CGACAAGAUGAAGCUCAUGUCGAGGCCGAGUCUCCCCCAGCUUGUGGUUGCUGACGCAUUACGAAAGAUGAGCUUUAGCCAGAUCCAGGAACAAUCACCCCCAGAGGUCGAGAAGGAGGUUGCUGAAUUGACACGACCGGAGGAUGAACUCUUUCCGAACGGCUUGGACAGCAUCAGUGAAAAGGUACGUUUAUCUAUCAAGUUGCUCAAGUAUUGGCAGGAGCAUAGUAGUCGAUAUGAACUUCCGGACACAAUUCCGGACUGGCUCAAGGUUGCUGUCGCCGCUGGUUUUCUGGUGACCGGUGUAGCUUUUGCAGUCUAUUUUUCUCAGCAACGGUUUUACCAUCCGAGGGAAUGAGUGUCUGAAGCUAGAUGGUCAGGGGCUUGCAGAUUGAGCUCAAAGAAUUGCUUUGUUCAGAUUCCUGGCAAACCAAGUGAUACUUCUUAUGUCCAGCUUCCUAUGUCCAGCUGCAAAUUUAGUCGCUAUCCCUGGUGCCAACCACGUCCAUGGAGCGCCCAAGGCAAUGAAGCAUUAAUCAAGGCUUCUUUAUCUGCUAGACCUGGUCGGAGGAGGUUUGGCCUGGUAGAGGCGGAAGAGGAUGGGCCUAAACGAAGAGUUAAUAGCGGUGGUAGUGUUCCUUCUGGUCUCUAUGGGAUGCUCUGAUCUAGACUCGGAUAGGGAGGCUCUUUUGAGUUUUAAAGAGAAGGCAGAUUUAAAGCAGACUCUCGGAUCGAGUUGGACGGGCAAUAAUCCCUGUACUGACAACUGGGAUGGUGUAAUCUGCAACUCAGAUAAUCGCGUAGUUAAACUCAGGCUUGAGAACCGCAGGUUUCCAGGUGUUUUAGAGAACGGUUUAGGCCAGUUGACGGAGUUGAAAGUUCUAAGCUUGAAGGGAAAUAACUUGACGGGCAGAAUUCCAUCGGACUUAUCCAGGUGUAGGAGAUUACAGAAGCUGUAUCUCAACUCCAAUCGACUUGAAGGAUCGAUUCCGGAAGCUCUUCUCACGCUGCAAGAUCUCGACAGGGUGGACGUCUCCAACAAUCAUCUGAGUGGAUCUAUCCCAGCAGCGAUAGGUGGUUUGCGGAAGCUGCUCACAUUGCGUCUAGAGAUGAAUUCCCUGACUGGCGGAGUUCCCGACGUGUCCAACAUACCAAACUUGACAGACUUCAAUGUUUCCUGGAACAACUUGAGCGGUCCUGUUCCCAGCGCUAUGGCAAGUAGAUAUCCGACAGCAUACGUUGGGAACUCAGCUCUCUGUGGACCCCCGAGCUUCGCUCCUUGUCCUCCAAAGUCCAGGACGCAAAAACCUUCUCAGCAGAUUAUUGUCAUCAUUGCCGUUGCGGUCAUCGGUGCGUUUGUCCUCAGUUUUUCGGCCUUAUUUUUCGGCUACAGAUACCUCCGUGCAUCGUCCAAAGACGUUGAUAAGUCCGACACAGCAACAACAGGAACCGAGAAGAAAGAGAUGGCAUCCGGCGACAUUGUCUUUGUCACAAGGGAUGCUGGCAAGUUUCAGCUCGCGGACCUCCUCCAAGCUUCUGCAGAGCUGCUUGGCAAGGGAAGCCUCGGGAGCACUUACAAAGCCCUCUGUACUGGAGGCUUCGUAGCAGUGAAGAGGCUAGUGGACCGGACGGGAUGCAGCAAGAAGGUGUUCGAGAGGAGAAUGGGAAUUGUCGGCCGAAUGACGCAUACGAAUCUCCUGCGGCUGAGAGCUUUUUAUUUUUAUGCCAGGAUCGAGAAGCUGCUGGUAUACGACUACAUGCCAAAGAGAAGCUUGCACAACGUCUUGCAUGGUAACAGUCCGGGAACUCCGUCCAGGCUUUCGUGGUCCAAACGCCUCAAGAUCUCUCUAGGCGUUGCAAGAUGUUUAAAGUUCCUGCACCACCAGUGCAAGCUCCCGCAUGGCAACAUCAAGUCGUCCAAUGUUCUUCUCACCGAGAGGUACGAGGCUCGAGUUUCCGACUUUGGCCUGUUACCCUUCGUUCCUAGCGAUCAAGCGCUGGAGAAGAACGGCUACAGAGCUCCCGAGUGCCAGACUGCCUCGGACAUAUCAAGAAAGGCAGACGUCUUCAGCUUCGGGGUCAUCCUGCUAGAGCUGCUCACUGGAAAGCUCCCGGCGGAAGAAGAAUCUAGCGGUGGAGACCAGGCUGGGAACUCAUCGAAGAUGGAUCUUCCGAGCUGGGCGAUAGCAACCGUGAACGACGAGUGGACGUCGGCAGUGUUUGACAACGCCAUCGAGGUUUCCAAGCAAGAACAGAUGAACGGGCUGCUCAAAGUCGCCAUGGCCUGCGUAACUCGAGCAGCCGAGGAGAGGCCCAAGAUGAUCCAAGUCGUGCAGAUGAUUGAAGAAGUGGAGGCAAUAGAGGUCAGUCCAGACUUGAGCUACAUUUAAUUCUUCGUCUGGAUCCAGAGAACACCUUGUUCUUUCUUUUUUCUUCUACCUUUUUUCUUUGGUUCUAGCA
This is a messenger RNA of Selaginella moellendorffii, 2460 nucleotides long. Its product is annotated as probable leucine-rich repeat receptor-like protein kinase At1g68400. The transcript is spliced from 4 exons. Gene Ontology annotation, biological process: protein phosphorylation. The coding region runs from base 600 to 2390 and encodes 596 amino acids. The record is from RefSeq and is a predicted model, not a curated record. Lineage: Eukaryota; Viridiplantae; Streptophyta; Lycopodiopsida; Selaginellales; Selaginellaceae. Gene Ontology annotation, molecular function: protein binding; protein kinase activity; ATP binding.